Drosophila santomea is the source of this 2214-nucleotide messenger RNA. RefSeq lists its product as uncharacterized. The transcript has a single exon. The coding region runs from base 1 to 354 and encodes 117 amino acids. NCBI's taxonomy places the organism in Eukaryota, Metazoa, Arthropoda, Insecta, Diptera, Drosophilidae. The record is from RefSeq and is a predicted model, not a curated record.
AUGGGCAUGGGCUUGGGUCUUGGCCUUGGUCUUGGCACCAUGAGUCAUGGCACCACCGGUACCCUGACGCCCCACGGAGUGGCCACCGCCACCUCGCCCACCGCUCAUUCGGCACCGCUGGGUAAUAUAUGCAACACGCUGCCACAUGCACCAAGCUCCUCCGGCGGCGGCGGCAGCGGCGGCCUAUCUUCCUCCAUGGCCAGCAACCUGCCACUGAACCGGAAUCUGGUAAUGCUGCGCAAUCAUCUGCGCAAGAAUACGGGCGGUAGCAUUACCGGAAAUGGCGGCGUAGGAGCUUCCGGUGUUGGAGCACAACUGCUGCAGGAUCAGGACGACAGACUGGAGGAUCAAUAACCCAUUUACUACAUCAAGUUCUUAGUUUAGUCUCCCGUUGAGUUAGGUGUAUUUCAAUUGCUGUGAUUCGAUAGUGAAAACAAAAGGCCAACACGCGUCUUUCAGUUCAAAUGUAUAGUAUGUAUAGAGAGAGAUAGACAGACAGUUAGAUGAGAGAGAGCGGUAUAGUGGGGGAUGUGUUUAUGGGUGAGAGAGAUAGCAAGCAGAGAUAGUCAGAGUCAGUCAAUCCUUCCUCCGAUAAUGUUGGCAUUUACACAUAUAUUUAACACUUAUAUAUAGAUACAGACUUUACAGACUUAUAUACAUACACAAUCUGCAGAAAAGGAGAAAUUUUAUAUACUUAGUGAUAUAAUGAAAAUAUUUAUAUAUUUUGACUAAUUUUAGUUAGUGUGAAGCUAUGCAUUGAAUGAGACUUGUAUGAUUUGCCAUUUGAUUACCAUUUAAUUGCUUUGUGUAUGCAUAUUUCUCAACGUGAUAUUGUGAAACGUCCAACUUGAAUUGCAUUUUAAAUAGAUUCAUUUUCAACGUUUUAAUAACAGACACACAUAGAAGUUGAUUCCUAUUUUAAGGCACUAAACUGAGUGCAAGCAAUAGACCAAUUCAAUUUUAGCAACCAAACAGAAUAUUUAUAAACAAGAAUAGAAAACAUAAGAAGGAACAGAACACCAACUGCCAUUCGAAACUAAUUUUAAUUUGUUAAACUCGUAUAAGGACAAUGUAAAUGGAAUGAAUGCAUCGUGCAAAUCCGUCAAAAACUUGUAUAAAUUAAUGCCGAAAAUUGCCAAAUCGAGCAAACAAAAGUAAUGUACGCUAAGCAAUAUUUUCAAAUCGUAGCGUGUCGUUUCCGGAUCGUGUGUAUAUAUAUGGAAUGAUCCAGUUAAGAUUUAUUAUGCCUCUUAUAGAUGAUAUCAAAACGUAUCCACAAUGAGCGAUUUAGCGAUAAUCAAAAGCAGACAAUGAAAUUAGUCAGGCAGCGCAAAUGUUUUUAAUCAGUUUUCAGCAAUUAGUUAAAUAAAUGAACGAAUAUUUAUCACGGCACAACAACUACGAAUAACAUAUUUAAAUUAAAACUGAUUAAAAUACAUAUUAAUGAAUAGCAUAACUAAGCGUAGAGCAUAUGAUUCUAAUAUAGCAAUUGACAAAAUGUAAAUGAGUUUAUUCGAAAAACGCUUUGACUUCUACUCAGAACGUAAUUAAACCUGAACAUAUUUUGUGACAUAAGAUAUCGAUAUUCAUAUUGUAACUCAAUUAACUCUAAUCGCAAAUAAAUUAAAUCAAAUUUAAACAACAAACAAACAAAUCGCACGUGUUACAGCCAGACGAAGAUAAGGUUAAAGACAUAUAUGUAUAUGACAAGAGGAUGUGAAAUACUGGAUUAAAGGCAUUUUUUUAAAUUUAACUCCAACGUACAUAUAAGUGUUUCAACUGUAAAUUGUAACAAAGUCAAAAGAAUAUUUAUAUAUUUAGAGACAAGAUGGGAUGAAAUGAGAAGCAAAAACAAAUCGAACACAUCCACACAGCAUGUGCUAGCAUUUUCUAAUUAACACUGUAAAAUGAUGUAAUUUAAAGACAGAAUAUAUAAGCAAUAUUAAAGUUUAACCUAACAAGGAGCCACAAAAUCGAUCAUAAGGUCAACACAUUACAAUUGCAAAACAAAACAAAACAAAACGAAACAAAAACCAUUAAAAUUCCAAUACACAAAGUAAAACGAGAGCGCAAACUAAAGUAUUCAGAGUUCAGUAAAUUUUAGAAGAAAUUUUCAAAAAUAAAACCAAAACUCGGUGGAAAAUGAUGAUUCAUGUUUAUGCAUAAAUCAAAAUAAAAUUCUUUAAAUAAAAAUGAACAUAUCUAAAAAGUAAA